AGAAGCUUCCAUCUACACCGCUCAUUGUGGAGGCAGAUGAGGUGCAGCAGCCUUCAAGACAGGUGGAGGUUGCAGUGUCAGAGGAGGAGAUGUCUGGGGUGACUGAGGAAGGGGGAGCAGCUGAAGUAGAGCAGCAGCAGCAGCAGCAGCAUGAGUCUCCAUCUCGAGUUCCACACCCGCCUGAGCGACCUAGGAGGGAUGUGCGCCCUCCGGUGAGGCUGACCUAUGGGGGAAGAGGCAAGCCAAAUGUGGUGCAGGCUGGGAGUGUGGUUGAGCAGAUUGAGGAAGAUGAGAUCGCUCACUGCUACUGGGCACCAAUCCCUGAGCCCAAGACUCGAGAGGAGGCCUUGAAUGGACCAAAUGGGGAGAAGUGGAAGGCGAGUGAGGAUGAGGAGUUCGGCAAGAAGCAGAAUGAGGUGGGAUUGUCUUCAUGUGAGACUGAGUACAUGGCCUUACACCAUGGGGCCAAGGAAGUAGUGUGGCUAAGGCGUUUGUUGGAGGAGUUGGGAGUUGAUUCUUGAACUUUGAUUGAACUCUUGAGAUUGAGUUAAG
Molecule: messenger RNA, 552 nt
Organism: Closterium sp. NIES-67
Lineage: Eukaryota; Viridiplantae; Streptophyta; Zygnematophyceae; Desmidiales; Closteriaceae
Source: the annotation of a GenBank genome assembly